Messenger RNA from Aspergillus alliaceus, 852 nucleotides. RefSeq lists its product as uncharacterized. The coding region runs from base 181 to 852 and encodes 223 amino acids. The transcript is spliced from 5 exons. Lineage: Eukaryota; Fungi; Ascomycota; Eurotiomycetes; Eurotiales; Aspergillaceae. The record is from RefSeq and is a predicted model, not a curated record.
GUUUGGAAGGUCUUGACGAUAAUCGCAGAUGUGGCGCAGUAUUUCCACGGCUAUAACUACCUGGAUCCGUCUAAAGUUUGGCACCUGAGCCAUUACACUUGUAAGUGUCGAUGUGGCAUGCAGCCCUAGAUCCCAUGCCAUAGUGAGAUUUCAAGUCAACCACCCAGGCUAAGCCUAAAAAUGGGUCAACAGAGAUACUUCUUCCUUGACGAGGCGAUACCUGCAUCUGAGAUGGAUAGUUUCAUAUUUGAACACUUUCAUCCUCUUACAUCCGGAUGUCCGUCCCACAAAACAGAGGAGAUUAUCCCCGAUAUCCUCCCGCAGCCAUCCUUGUCGACAAAUAGGAAAGAGCCUAUCCAAGUCUUCCGCGAGAAGGACAUCAGCGCCCAGUUAUCGGCACUGCUGGGGUUCAAGAUCACGCGAGGUUCAUCGGAGACCAGAAAGCUGGGAAGUGAUCUCGUGAAUACUAUGCCCGGGGAUGUUCGCGCGCUCUUGGAAAGCGCCAAGUUCCAUCGCAUAUACUUGGUCACUGGCUUCCUCACUGCGAGCAGAAUGUUGGAUUUCGGUCUCCAGCCACGGGUCUGUUCUGGUGCGCAACAUAGUCGCGAAUUGUUCUCCGAGGGAGAAGAAAUCAUUGCGGCCUCGUACUCGGUAGUCAAGUUGAAACAUCAGGGCAGACCGUUACCGGGAUUUGAUACCAAAGCCCCGGUUCUCGGGCGCCCAAAAAGGGCAAAAGCAUAUCACUUAGCUUUAGGACAUGAUGAGGAGAAUUUUGAGUUUGGUGAUAAGGGAGCCCCGUCUGUUGGAGCUUUGCAUUUGCCGUCUGAGACGGUAUCGUACUUCGAGCUUUAA